This is a messenger RNA of Exophiala dermatitidis NIH/UT8656, 1354 nucleotides long. RefSeq lists its product as uncharacterized. The record is from RefSeq and is a predicted model, not a curated record. The transcript has a single exon. NCBI's taxonomy places the organism in Eukaryota, Fungi, Ascomycota, Eurotiomycetes, Chaetothyriales, Herpotrichiellaceae. The coding region runs from base 195 to 554 and encodes 119 amino acids.
CUUGAGCGUCCCGUGGUCUUCAUUGUGUUUUUUACUACCUUCCUCUUCGUCUCUGGCUUCCUGCACACGCGGGAGCCCUUCGUAUCGAGGUGCACCAGCGCUGCAUCAGGAAACACAGCCCCGUGCCUGGUCGGCCAGCAGAUACAUCAAAGCCGUCGAAGACGAAACGGUUGGUGACAAGCGACCGAGUGAAAAUGGGUUCGCGGCAAUGCAGCGCGCAUUGGCAGAAACCGAACCAGAAACGCAAAGCAGGGGAAGGGAGCAAUGACCGUCCGACAAGGUGGUUUGACUGGCUGGCCGAGCACCAGCGACGUCGAUGGCUUGACGGGGUCGACCGAGAAGAAACAGAAAAAGGAGGCGUCAAAAGGACUGGAAGAGACUGUUCGAGGGCCAGAAUUGCGGCGAAUCCUUGUCACCGGCGGUCAGCGAACCGCUAUUUGACAGCCCUAGGCGCUAACCGAGGGGCGCCAACUGCCAGUUAUAGACGCUGUAGGGGUCAAGUUAGAGAUGGUUUCAGACCGACUGCCGCCUAUUGUGCCCUAGUCCAGGCCUAAAGUAGUUGGUAUCCCGGCGGUGGCUGGUAACCAACGGCCAGCUACUAGCAGUAGGUACAGUAGCACACAGAGUAGCAACGCUUUAGUGGGUUGGUUUACAGUAACAAUCUACACCAUGUUCCCAACCUAGAUUCCUUUACCCAGGUACCUUACAACAGUGGUACCAUUCCAAUAAUGCCGUUGGUAGAGUCGAGUCGAGUCGAGUCAAUAUUGGGCAUGGCAUCUGAUCCAUUGUGAAACACGUGGCUUGACCAGAACUCCAUCAUUGAUCCCAGCAGCAGAACAUCUAGAAAGGGAUCGUUCCUGUGUUCCAGGCUUCAUUGGCACCCGUCGCCUCUCACCCAAACACUUAUCAAACACUCACCGCUACAGCAUCUUUUACACUUCCAGACAUGCCACCCUGCGCCAGACAUGCAGUGUCACAGUACGUCCAGGCUUCACGUUCCAGAAAUGCUUCAGUCGGCUUUCUUCCCCCCUCGCUUCAAGUUUCACUGCAGUAGUGGCAGCCGCCCGACUGGAGUCGACCAGGGUAACCACUGCCAAGUUGGCUACCUAGAGUUAGGGGCCGUCGAUCGCCACUUCGACCGCCGGCUGGCAUCCAUUGGCAUCCGGCAAAAGAAUCGAAACGAUGUCCAAUUCUGUUCAUAAAUUCUUUGUACAAUGAUGUGGUGCGGUGUACACGUAGUAAUGGAUGGCCAUUCUCCCUACGCGCGGGGACCAGGGGAUUACAAUGUCGUAUUACCCUCUAAUAAUAUCACAAAAUACCUCUACCUAGGUAGAAGAUAGAGCCUCGUGGCGGG